AUGUCCCGAGAGGCCAGCUCCUGCCGCCUGGGCCCCGGGGCGCGCGCUCGCGCGCGGAAGCCCAAGAAGCCGCACUACAUCCCGCGGCCCUGGGGCAAGCCCUACAACUACAAGUGCUUCCAGUGCCCCUUCACCUGCCUGGAGAAGUCCCACCUCUACAACCACAUGAAGUACAGCCUCUGCAAGGACUCACUGUCCCUCCUGCUGGACUCCCCCGACUGGGCCUGCCGCCGCGCCCCGGCCACACCCCGGCCUCCCGCGGCCACCCCGGGCCGCCCCGCGGACCCCUCGGCCCCAGCUGACCCCGGCACCCGGCCCCGAGGGGCACGGCUCCUGGACGCCCCCACCACGCCUGACCUGGACCUCACAGCCGCCGACAUCCUCUCCUUGCGCCGCCGGGUCGGGGGCCCCCGGCUGGGGGCCGAGGGCUCCUCCCCAGGGACACCACCCCCUGAGGCCGGGGACAUGCAGAAGGGUGCGGGCUUGGGGGGCCUCCUGGCUGAGGCAUGGAAGCCGGGGUCGGGUGGGGGCCGGAGAAGUGCAGCCAUGGUGGGUGCGGGUGCCUCGGGCCCCGAGACCAGCGUCCCCUGCUACCCUCCGCCCAGCUCCGGGGAGCUCCCCGAGGCCCAGAGCCUCCACCUGUCCCUGCUGGGCGUCAACUACCCUCUCGGCCCGAGCCUUUUUUCCUACUUGGGGCCCUCCCUGGCCGCCGCCGCACACGUGCCCUUCCUGGCCUCGGCCAGCCCCCUGUUGCCCCCGGCCGCUGCCUUCCCUGCCCCACAGCCCCCCGAAAGCCCCACCCUGAUCCCCCGCCUGUACUACCCCCUGCUACUGGAGCAUAGCCUGGGGCUGCCGGCCGGCAAGACCGCCCUCGCCAAGCCCCCCGUGCCCCUGAGAGGGCCCCCGGGGGCCCUGGUCCCUGGGCUGCUGAAGGUGCCGGUGCCGGGGCUGGGUGGGCCCUGGCCCCGCAGCACUCUCAGGGACCCCAGGCAGGAAGAGCAGCUGGGGCGGGCCGCCCAGAGCGACCCCAAGAGAAAGCUGGCCCUGGGGGCCCAGCCAGAACCCCUGAAGGCCCCCUGCAGCCGAGCGAGCGUCAGCGCCCAGAGCAGCCUGCGGACCGGCCCCUCCGCGAUGCUCUGGCCCGAGGACAAGGAGCUGAGCGACCUCGAGACAGCUGGCCCCACGGCCUCCCUGCCCCCGCAGCCACUGGGCCUGGCGCUGGGGGGCCCCGGGCACAUGGGCGAGGACCUGACGCGGGUCCUGGGCGACUGUGCCAGGGCGGAGCAGCGCCUGGGCCAGCUGGCGCCUGCCGGGGGCCUGGCCCCGCGGCCCCUGCGGGAGCAGCUGGGGAAGAUCCGCCGCGAGCUGCUCACCAUCCACCAGGCGCUGGCGCGGGCCGUGCGGCCACCCGACGCACCCCUCGACCUCUCAGUGAAACGGGCGCCCACCAAGGCGCAUGAGGUGCCCGCGGGGCCGUGGGCGCAGCCGGAGCUGGGCCCCACACUGGCCCGGGGGACCCCAGAGCCCCGUGGCCUGCUGGCAGCCCCGCCUCUGACCAGCCACACCACCAAGUGUGAGGCUGAUUCCAGUGUCCCCCCGCCGGCCCUUCCCCUGCAGGCUCCCGAGGACCCUGGCAUUCCCGGCAGCUGGGGUGCCCACGCUGGGGCUGGGGGCUCCUGGCCCCCUGAGGCUGUCCCAGGCCUGCAGAGCCCGCCGGGUGCCGAGGUCUGA
Molecule: messenger RNA, 1731 nt
Organism: Odocoileus virginianus texanus
Lineage: Eukaryota; Metazoa; Chordata; Mammalia; Artiodactyla; Cervidae
Gene: PRR35
Product: proline rich 35
Source: RefSeq, a predicted model, not a curated record